AAUUUGAAUCGCCAAAUCAAAGUUUUAAUGAAGAAUAUACCGACAGAAAAUAAUUGAUAGCAAAUGGAUAUAGAGGGACGAAAGUUAUAUUUCCGUCUGUUGGCAUUAUCACUUGGGCCAGCAAUGGAUGUUCUUCAUUUGUUUUUUGAAACGAAAGUUCUAAAUGGUUUGGAAUUUUAUAUGUUUUUAAAUCAACACAAGCAUGUUUUAUUUCAUCAAUUAAUUCCGAAGAUACCUUGUUGUGAAUGUAAAAAACUAUCACUAGUAGCGUCAAAUAAACGUGGAAAUAUGAAUAACGGUCAAUUUAAUACACUAUAUGAACGCAAAGGCCAGAUCGCAACUGCACAUGAACACAAAGAUUGUAAAGGCGAUAUAAAAGAACACUGUCUGUGUCAGUAUACUGUUAAACAGCAAGUGAGCGUGGAUUGUAUGGAUAUUUCAUUGAUGUAUGUUGUAAUUAGGACGUGUUGCCCAGUUGGCAGCAUUCCUGGAGACCCAAAUUGGCUGACCAAAAUAAAAGAUAUUAGAAAUGUUCUUGCCCAUCAUGGUUCCUGUAGUAUGGACAUGAAUGAAUUUGAAGGUCUGUGGAAAACUCUGGAGGAUAAUGUACUUAAUUAUGCUGGUGUUGUAGCUUCAACGCACAAAAAGAAAGUAAAGACGGAGAUACAAAAAAUAAAAGAAGAAACAUCACUUGAGCAUUUGAAAGAAGUAGUAAAACAUUCCAGUGAAAAUAUACAAGAGGUUCUUUCAUCAAAACUAGAACAGAUAAAACACUUGAACUCAAUAGAUUUAGGUAGAAUACAACGAGAUGUGCAAGAGAUAAAAGCAAUGUUGCACACAUUUGUGCGAAUCCCCAAAAACGAAGAUAAAAUUGACACAGAUAUGAUGAAUGCGAGCUGCCGGAUAGAUGGCAAAGGAUUCGAUGCAGAAAUUAUGACAAAUAAUCUAGAUCAACCUAAUAGUACCAGUGAAGAGAUUCUGAUAAGAUCAAUUGAGAAUAAAUGUGUAGUACUAGGUCUUGAGGUUUCAAGACUAAUACUCAAUAGUGAAGAAGCAUUACAGUUUGCUAUAUAUAAUUUGAUAAAAAAGAUAAUUGCUGCUGGAAAUAUUGAUACCAAAAUUGAGAGAACAGUUGAUAUGGUGUUGAUUUUCCAAGGCCAGUUAACACCAGAUGAGGUGUUAGUUAUGUCUUCUGUGUUAUCACCAAACAGAGGCAGACAAGAAAAAGUGCUAAAUGACUUUGAUUUUUAUACAAAAAGACAGGAUACAGCAGAUGAAUUUGAAGAUGAGGACGCGCUCUUUCCCAGUUCCGAUUCUGAAGCAAACCAAACGCUAUGUACCGAAUGCAAUACUUUUUUAAAAUGCUCAAAUUGUAGUUCAAAAGACAUCAAAAUAGCAUCUUUGAUGAGAGAAAUAUCGUACUUGAGACCAAGACUGAGAAGACAAGAGUCACUUAUUUGUUGUCAAUGUUGUGCGGAUAAAGAGACACCUGCAUUUUACAAUUGUAAAGAAUGCGACAAGUACAUGUGUGAGCAAUGCAAUGCAAAACAUAACUCUGAUCCAGCUUGGGGUGAUCAUAAUAGCAAGUAUAUCAAUCCACUGAAAUAUAAAUUAUAA
Molecule: messenger RNA, 1617 nt
Organism: Mytilus californianus (California mussel)
Lineage: Eukaryota; Metazoa; Mollusca; Bivalvia; Mytilida; Mytilidae
Exons: 10
Coding region: 64-1617 (517 amino acids)
Source: RefSeq, a predicted model, not a curated record